Hyaloscypha bicolor E is the source of this 1983-nucleotide messenger RNA. RefSeq lists its product as uncharacterized. Gene Ontology annotation, cellular component: cell junction; cortical actin cytoskeleton; cell projection. The record is from RefSeq and is a predicted model, not a curated record. Bases 1 to 1983 code for a protein of 660 amino acids. Gene Ontology annotation, biological process: actin filament bundle assembly; actin cytoskeleton organization. The transcript is spliced from 4 exons. Lineage: Eukaryota; Fungi; Ascomycota; Leotiomycetes; Helotiales; Hyaloscyphaceae. Gene Ontology annotation, molecular function: actin lateral binding; calcium ion binding.
AUGGCGUUUGCGGAGCAGCAGAAGUGGAUCACGGUCCAGCAGAAGACCUUCACAAAAUGGUUGAACACGAAAAUCGAACCAAGGGAAUUGGUCGUUGUAGACCUGGUGAAGGACCUUAGUGAUGGAAUCGUCCUCAUCCAUCUACUCGAAUGCCUGUCGAACGAAUCCCUUGGACGGUACGCGGCGAAACCAAAAUUACGAGUACAGCGAUUCGAGAAUGCAAAUCUAUCCUUGGACUUUAUUAAGUCAAGAGGCAUACAGAUGACCAACAUUGGUGCCGAAGAUGUUGUCGACGGCAAUCGAAAGAUCAUUCUUGGUCUCAUCUGGACACUGAUUCUACGAUUCACGAUCUCGGAUAUUAAUGAAGAGGGCAUGACUGCUAAGGAGGGCCUGCUCCUCUGGUGUCAGAGGAAGACAGCUUGCUAUGAUGAGGUUGAUGUAAGAAAUUUCACGGACAGCUGGAACGACGGGCUUGCUUUCUGUGCUUUAUUGGAUAUCCAUCGACCGGACUUGAUUGACUACGAUGCACUGGACAAGGGCGACCACCGAGGGAACAUGCAAUUGGCUUUUGACAUUGCGACUAAGGAAAUAGGAAUCCCGGCUCUGCUCGAUGUGGAGGAUGUGUGUGAUGUCGCGAAGCCUGAUGAGAGAAGUUUGAUGACAUAUAUUGCUUACUGGUUCCACGCCUUCUCGCAGAUGGAGAAAGUUGAGAAUGCUGGACGACGGGUGGAGAAGUUCGUCAACAAUAUGCAAGGUGCUUGGGAGAUGGAGAGUGCGUAUGAGAGGAGAAUGAGGGAGCUGUUGAAGAAUAUCAAGGAACAAGGUGUGAGGUGGCAGGAAUCGAAAUUCGAAGGCUCGUACGUGGAUGCCAAGAAGCAAGCCACAGAGUUCAGUGCCUACAAGAGAGGCAAGAAGAGAGAAUGGGUUGCAGAGAAGAGCGACCUUGCAGCGCUACUGGGCAACAUCAAGACGAAGCUGAGCACAUACCGGCUGCGGGCCUACGAACCUCCGCCAGAAUUGAGACUGAGCGUUCUUGACGAGGAAUGGGCGAAAUUGGUAAAAGCGGAGAUUGCAAGAGGUCAACUUAUCAAUGAAACAAUUAGAGACAUCAAAAAUGCACUGCGAAGAUCCUUUGCCGAUAAAGCCAACGAUUUUGCACUCGCUCUCAAUACCAUGCAGUUGGCUAUUUCUGGGUUGGAAGGCGAUGUCGAGGAUCAGUUGACACACGUCCGACGUUUGAACGAAAGCUUAGCGCCUAUGAACCAAUAUCUGGAGAAGAUCGCAGAUAUCGACCGGAAGUGCGAGGAAGCCAACAUCGAAGAGAAUGACUUCACAACCUAUACAUAUGACGAAUUAUCCUACGAGCUUGGUCUUGUCAAGAACUCCGUCUCCAAAAAGCUUGCCUUCCUCGACAACCAAGUUGUAGCCCGUAACAUGACAAACCUUACACCAAUCCAACUCGAAGAAUUCGAAAGCGUUUUCCGACACUUCGAUCGAGACGUAACAAACAGUCUGCAAGAACUCGAGUUUAGUGCCGCGCUCGCAUCACUCGGCCUCGUAUUUAGUGAAGACGAAAUGCAUGAAUACUUCCUCGACACCUCAAACGGCAAAGAUUAUGUUACCUUUGAACAAUUCAUCCGCUUCAUGGUGGAUGUUACCGAGGACCAGAACACAGCUGAGCAAGUCUUUCAAAGUUUCCGUGAAGUAGCAGAUGGCAAACCAUAUGUCACCGAAAUGGACCUUCGACAUUCUCUUGUGCCUGACGAAGUUAUCGACAAGCUUAUCAAAGUGGUGCCGCUCCACAAAGGGCCGGAUCUGCAAGGGGAUAGAGGCAUGCCGCAAUACGACUAUAUCAGUUUUAUGGAUGGACUCAUCAGCGAUCCAAACGAGGCAGAAGAACCGGCUGCGUUGGCGGAUCUGCCGGACGGAAGGAGUCCGCAGAGGGGAGCGACAGCAGAUGUGAAGAUGAAUGGUUAUCAUUGA